AGAAAACGGUGGCAUCUCUUCCCUCCAGAAGACACCUCCUUCCUGUAUCCCACUAGAAUUCCUUACGAAGAGUCGAGCGUGUUUAGCAAAGUUAACGUUGUCAACCCUAACGUCAAGAUGUUCCCUCAGUUUGGUCGCGCCAAGCCCCACAUUGUGACUCUACAUCCAGGACAGGUCCUGUUUGUCCCCAGGCACUGGUGGCACUAUGUCGAAUCUUUGGAUCCUAUCAGCGUCAGCAUGAACUCCUGGAUUGAACUGGCUGAAGACGACGAGGCCAGAGUCAGCGAGGCGUUGACACGCACCGCGGUCUACGCUCUGAAGUCCGCAGAGAAUUUGGCCGACGCUGGCAGCUGGCUCAAUCCCACAGAGGUUAACAUUAUGUCCCACGAAACCAAUCUGCGUUACCUAAACCUUGCAGUUCAGGCUUGCAACUCGAAGCCUUACCUGCCGUUAUCCCCCUCCCCAAAUGAUGGGACCUCACCAGCGAGGCGUUCAUCUUCCAACGUGUUUCCCGCCUCCGAGCGAGACCCCGUGGGAGAUGAAUCCGCCAUUCCGUUUGGUCCCCACCUCCUUCCGGUUGGUACGGCUCACGCAGGAAGCGGUGGGUCGGGCUGUGUUUCGUGCGACUCUGAGCAGUGCGAGGGACCUCUGGAUGGAGAUGACGUGGAGCUCACCCAUUGUCGGGGAAGGACAGGCCUGAGUAUUGGGUGCGUGGCGGCUGGGUGUGAUGGCACGUUGUCAAGCGGAGGGGGAGAUGGUGGGAGCGAGGAUGGGCUGACCACCGAUGACUUGCUGGAAUGUUUGGUUCACCCUGACGUUAUUCGGUUAGCGACUCGAAUCCUGCUGGACAGGCAAAGCUCCCGUUAGUCACACCAGCUCGUCCAUGUUUCGUUUGUCUCAACCGAGCUCCCCGUCGGUGCCCUGUUCAGGUGGACGUUAAAGAUCUCGCGGCGCUAUUCAAAA
This is a messenger RNA of Callorhinchus milii (elephant shark), 963 nucleotides long. RefSeq names its product HSPB1-associated protein 1 homolog. The record is from RefSeq and is a predicted model, not a curated record. NCBI's taxonomy places the organism in Eukaryota, Metazoa, Chordata, Chondrichthyes, Chimaeriformes, Callorhinchidae. Gene Ontology annotation, molecular function: 2-oxoglutarate-dependent dioxygenase activity. The annotation marks the transcript as partial. The transcript has 5 exons.